Molecule: messenger RNA, 1350 nt
Organism: Fusarium subglutinans
Lineage: Eukaryota; Fungi; Ascomycota; Sordariomycetes; Hypocreales; Nectriaceae
Product: monocarboxylate transporter 2
Exons: 3
Coding region: 1-1350 (449 amino acids)
Biological process (GO): transmembrane transport
Cellular component (GO): fungal-type vacuole membrane
Molecular function (GO): transmembrane transporter activity
Source: RefSeq, a predicted model, not a curated record
AUGGCUGCUCAACAAACAACCGCGCCUUCAUCGCCUCGCAAUUCAGAGCUCACGCUCCAGAACCAGGUUGGUUACAACAACGAAAAGUCUGAUCUUGAGGAGGGUACCACUCAGCCUGAGGCGCCUGCGGCUACACCAGCUGGAAGUGGCGCGCCUGAUGGUGGUCUCACGGCCUGGCUUGUUGUUCUUGGCGCAUGGUGUACCUCGUUUUGCAGUUUUGGCUGGAUCAACAGCGUUGGCGCUUUUCAGGAAUACUACCAGAACGAUCUUUUGAAGCAAUACUCGUCGAGUACUAUCGCAUGGAUCCCUUCGCUGCAGAUCUUCUUCAUCAUGGGGAUGGGUCCUAUUAUCGGAAAGCUUUAUGAUAACUAUGGACCGCGAUGGUUGAUUUUUGUCGGAAGUUUCAUGCAUGUCUUUGGUAUCAUGAUGGCGUCCAUUAGUACCGAGUACUACCAGAUUCUUCUGUCUCAGGGUGUAUGCUCUGCCAUCGGUGUCUCAGCCAUCUUCCAGCCAGCUCUAUCGACGAUUCACGGAUGGUUUGACAGCAAGAGAGGAGCUGCCUUUGGCAUCCUUUCAACCGGCUCGAGUAUCGGCGGUGUCAUCUUCCCCAUCAUGGUAACCCGCCUCAUCAAGCAAGUCGGAUUCGGAUGGUCCAUGCGAAUCUGCGCCUUUAUGAUCCUCGGACUUCUCAUCAUCGCAAACCUCACAGUCAGAUCGAUCCACCCUCCCAAACCUCAGAAGGUCAGCCGCGCCCAGUUGGCCAGGCCAUUCCACGAGCCAGAAUUCAUUUUCUGUAUGCUUGGAUUCUUCUUCUUCACCUUCGGAAUCUUUAUUCCUAUCGACUACCUGCCCGUUCAGGCCCUCCACGCUGGCGUGGACCCCAACCUUGUUCAGUAUUUGAUUCCCAUCCUCAACGCAGCCAGUCUUUUUGGCCGGGUUAGUUCAGGAAUUCUUGGUGAUAAGAUGGGCCGCUACAACAUCUUUAUUAUUGUCGGUUUCCUUUCUGGCCUCUGGAUCCUUGCCCUUUGGAUCCCCUGCAACUCGCAGAACGGCAUCAUUGCCUUUGCAGCCUUGUUUGGUUUCUGCUCUGGCGCAUACGUCUCUCUGAUUGCACCACUCGUUGCUCAGAUCUCCCCUCUUCCAGAAAUUGGAUUCCGUAGCGGCAUUGUUUUCUUCGUCUCCUCGAUCGGUGGACUCACCACCAACCCUAUCAACGGCGCCAUCCUCGAGAAGCCAACUGGCUGGCUUGGAGUCAAGGUUUUUGCUGGUGUCUUCUGCAUGGCUGGCACUAUGUUCAUCCUUGCUGCAAGAAUCCACCGUGUUGGAUGGAAGAUCACGGCUACCUUUUAA